Messenger RNA from Podarcis lilfordi (Lilford's wall lizard), 18387 nucleotides. The record is from the annotation of a GenBank genome assembly. Lineage: Eukaryota; Metazoa; Chordata; Lepidosauria; Squamata; Lacertidae.
GCGGACGUGGCGCCCGUAAGCGUUCCUUGCUGAGGCGCUUUCUGCCAGAAACAAGGAUGGCGGCCGGGGUGGGUGGGAAGCGGCCUAACCAAGAGGGUGGAGCAAAUGGAGCAGGAACUGACGGUUUGUUUUUCCGGAAGUGGCUGUCAGGGAGAAUGGAGUUAGGGGGCUGCAGGGUGAGGGAGGCCUUCCCCGCAGUGGGGCAGGGCUGGCCAGGCUCCUCGGAGAAGGGCAGGCUUGGGGGGAGGGUUGGGUUUCCCCUCUCUCGGAGAGCUCACAUUUAUCCCCCAGGAGCGGAGCGGGAGGGUCUCUUUCCUCCUCUUGAGCGCAGUGGGAGGUUGGUAGAGCGGCUCUCUCGUCCCCUCAGCUGGAUAAUUAGUGGGGAGAAGCGGAAUCUGAUUCCCUUCCUGGGUGGAAGUUCCUAAAAGGCCUUUGCUCUGAGUUGUCUUUAUAAAGUCGCCCUUCCUCUUACUUUAGUGUUUAUUGAGGGGGCCAUAAAGUAUGUUCCAGCGGCCUUAGUUUGAGGCAGGGCUUCCCUUCCCCAGCUGCAUUCUACAGAGGUGAGUGGGGAUUCCAGUGAACCUGCUUCUUGCGCUGACCUCCUGUUUUUUCUUGUCCUCCUUCAGGUUGCAUUUGAGAAGGAUGGUGUCUAUUUACACACCAGCGCAAAGCGUCAUCCUGACCAGGAUUCCCUGAUUCCGGGGGUUAUCCGCAUAAUCGAGAAGGUUGGUUGAGGUGGGAUACAGGUGGGAGUUGGAAAAGGGAUGAGGGAAGGGUUGUGCACCCAAGAUAGGAAAAAGGUCAGUGCAUGUGGUGUGGGGUGGUAGAAUUUGGUCGGUAUAGAUUUCAGCAUUCUGAGUACAUCAGGCUUUGAUUUUAAAGAGUGUUCCUAGCACUCGUGAUUUCAGAAGUAGGCUUGAAAAACUGUAAGCUGUGCCUGGUGACAUUGUGAAAAGGUGUAGGCAGUACCUGGUGACAUCUUGGAAUAUAGUGUGGGUGUAGGCUUGAACAGAUUUUCCACUAAUUGGGGAUGAGUCACUUUCGUAGGAGAAGGAAGAGGUAUACAGAGGUGGCAAUCCUUUGUGCUCGAUAUAGUUUCUUAUUCUUCCCUGAGGCUUGGAGAAUCAGUAAUGCUAUUUGACUUUCCUUAAACUUAUAUCAUCUAGGUGAUCAAAUUCAGAUUGCUUUGUUACAGCAUCUGGAUUGUUUUAGUAAAGUGUGUGUACACAGUUAUGGAUAUCUUUUUCAUGACACUCUCGUGAGACUGUCUUUCUCCAUUUACUCAGGGCUCGGAUACUUUGCUACAAUGGACACCCAUAGAAGAGUCAUCAGAUGCUGCUCAGAUCACAUAUACCAAGAAGGUGAGGCCCUCUUUCUUGCUGGUAUAAACUUCUACUGGUAUAUUAAAUCUUCAUCACAUUGUGUCCUAAUAACUUGAGUAAUAAAACAUCGUCUAAAUAAAACAUUAAUUAGACUAGUGAUUCAUUAAAAAGUUUUGCCUGUAAUGGGAACUGGUGUUUUAGUUUCCUUGUUCUUUUCAUAUCACAUUGCCAUAGCAGAUUUUUAAAUUGGUUUCUGGGGGAAAGAGCUGUAGGACUGUGGAGCAGCUGCUGAGACUGCUCCACCAUUUGAGUUGGUGUAGUUAGAUAGUUGUCUUGGGCUUCAUUCCCAUUAACCAGGACACAAAGCUGCAAAUGUUAUUCAGGAAUGUGCCUUUACUGCUUUAUGAUUUGCACACAGGGGUCUAUUCCCUGCUUUCUCCACCCCACCCCCUCUCUAGGAGGAUCGUGGAGAAUGAAGUGAUGAGGAUAUGCCAGCUCUCUGCUGCUCUAUUUUCUAGAAAGCAUGCCAUCUUUUCCCCCUCUGUUGAUCAGAGCCAGUCCUGGAAAUGGUAGCACAGAAAAAGUAUCCUGUGAUAUAGUUAGACCAGCAGAAAUGUUGGACAUUUGAAACUGCUUUAUAUUGAGUCAAACAACUGGCUCAGGGCUGCCCACUACAAUUGGCAGUGGCUCUCCAAAGCAUCAGACGGAGAUCUUUCUCAGUCCUCCUGCACUAGAUCUCUUUAAUUGGAAAUGCCAGGGACUGAGACUUUCUGUAUGCAAAGUAUUACUAAUUCUUAUGUUUUAAGACAGAAACACCCUAAGGAAGCGCUUAUAUCUUUAGAUGCUCAUUUAUGGUUUUGUUCAGGAUGGGGAAUGAUCUUCUAUACUGUUUCCCAUUCUCUUUACAUAUAACAGUGCAUUAUUAUUUUUCCUAACAAGGAGGACUGUGUUUAGCGAAUCCUGUAUUUCUCAUCCUAGGAAGUAGCCCCUCCAUUGUGAUGCAGAAAGGGAGCAGGGCAAUUUCAGGUCUGUUAAUGUUCAUAAAGACAGGAAUGUACUUCUGUUUAAAGAGGAGUCUGUUCUUCCACACUCAAAUUCCUCUCAGUGAGACCAAGAGUUCAACGUGUAUUCCAUUUAAUUCAUAAUUUGUGUGAGCACCUCCUUGAAGAUCAUGAUGAAAUAUAAGGAAUUGGGUAGCUUCUGAAAGCCCUGAUCUCUCUUUCCAUUUUCCAGGACCCAGUGGGCUGCCAGACUGAAGAAGAAAUCUUUGAUCCGGGGUAUGAACCGGACUGGGCUGUGAUCAGUACAGUGGGGACCCGGGCUCGGACUCAAGAGGAAACAAAUGGUAAUCAAAAAGAUGACGGGGAUGUUUGCCCCUUGGUAUACUUAAGUGGCAUAGUACAGGGAUUGUUGGUAAAGAUGCAACAAGGGAUACAGGAUGGAGGUAGGGGAGAAGAAGUAGCUGGCAAAUGUGGGAUAUUCUUUUCUGGUUCUCUUGACAUCAUCCCUUUUAUAUUUGUGCUUGGCUUUCCCCUCUCCAGUAGCUUCCGGGCCCAAAUCUCCGGUCCCACGUGGUCAGUGGGCCUUCUCCCUCAGCUUGUCUGAGCUGAAAUCUAUCCGCAAGAGCAAGCCAGGUUUGGGCUGGUCAUACCUCAUCUUCAUCACCAAAGACGGCAUCUCCAUUCAAGCCCUGCACUUCCACCGUGGAGGCACCAAAGCCCUGCUCAAGGCCCUCUGCAAAUACGUUAUCUUAGCCACGUGAGUGAGGGUGGUGCCGGGUACCUUAUUUGUUCAAAAGAUAAAGCGGUGGAAGUAAAGAGAAAGCUCUUAAGUCAGAUGUGGAAGGUGCUGCCCAACUAGCCUUCAACUUCUGGGCUGCAUUACUCAGGAUUGAGGCAGUCAGUUUGCACGAACUUGGAGGCAGGGAGCACUUUCCCCAGCACUGCAGAUUAAAGAAGAAAAAUAAUACAUACAAUACUCAGUUCUGAACUGAAAAACCAUAAUAGUAAAUUAGUUGGACUCAGACUGGCGUAAAAUGUUUUCACAAUUGCUUUUUAAAAGCAACAAUGAUGAGGCCUUCCUUAGGGAGGGGAUGUGAUGUGUAGAGCCAUCACUGAAAAGGCCCUGCCCAUGGUGCUCAUUCACUCAUGGACCUGAAAGGAGGGUCUCUGAUUUCGCUAAUUUUGCAGCUUGUCCAGGUGCCAGUGGUCCUUCAGAUAACCUAACAGUGUCUGGAAGGCAAUAAACUCACUCUGGUUUCUCUUCUCGCCUUGCAGCUCCCCCAAAGAUUCCCGCCUCUACUUGGUUUACACACACGAUUCGUACGCCCUCUCCCACUCCUUCGAUGAGCUUCAACUCUUCGAUGACAGCUCUUCCAACCUUGUGUCGGUGAGGCCCUUCUCCAAAAUGCUCUGCAACUGUGACUUAAGUUCUAGUUCAGUGGUUCUCAAUUAGCAAAGUACUGCGGACCCCCUGUUUUUGAAAAGCCAAGUUAUGGAACCCCCUACUUCUGAAAAUGUUGAUAUCUCUCUGGUAGUUUUGUUAUGUGAAUGGUGCCACCAUACCCUCCAACAUGUCCCAGUGCAAAAACAGAGACGCGUGUCUUCCAGGCCAUGCUCCUGCAUGAGUCAUGUGACCCGCAUGAGAGCACGACUCCCCAAAACAGGAUGGAUAUGUGCCAUGGACCUCCUGGUCGGGGGUCCGCAGACCGCUAAUUGGGAACCACUGUUGUAGAGGAUUAGAAUGCAGAGAGGCUGUGUUUGUGUGGCCUGGCUCUGUGGGAGAAAUCUAAAGACUUGUGGCAGUGGGAUUAUGUGGGAAGGGACAAAAGCUAUAAACAGGGAGACUUGUCUGUUGUAGGUGCUGACACUGGUUAGAGCAGGGAGUUAUGGGAACAUGGGCUCCUGGGUUUCCUUGAAUGAAUUAUAUUAGUACAAGUUACAGGCAGGUAGCCAUGUUGGUCUGCCGUAGUCGAAACAAUAUAAAAAAUUUCCUUCCAGUAGCACCUUAGAGACCAACUAAGUUUGUUACUGGUAUGAGCUUUCGUGUGCAUGCACACUUCUUCAGAUACACUGAAACAGAAGUCACCAGACCCUUAUAUAUAGUGAGAGGGUGGGGAGGGGUAUUACUCAGAAGGGUGGUGGGAAUGGGUGAUUGGCUGAUGGGUGUGGUAAAUCUGUUGACGACUGUUAAUGACUGCAAUUGGUCUUACAGGAAAAAGCAAGGGGUGAGAUGGCUAAAAAUAGCUUUCUCAUGUGUAAUGAGAUAAGAAUCCAAUGUCUCUAUUCAGACCAGGUCUCUCUAUGGUUUUAAGUUUGGUAAUAUAUAUAUUACCAAUUUAUUUAUUUGUUUGUUUAUUUGUUUAUUUGUUUAUAUUAGAACAGAAAGGCAGUAAUGGUAAAAAGUUGGGGUGUGUGGGUGGGUGUUUUGUAUCUGGAAUAUUGAUUAUUGAUGCAGAGCUGAGAAGCCCAAAUUGAAUCUUAAUUCAGCAAGGCUAGAAUUGGGCAGCAAGCCAAAGGUGAUAUGUGGCUUCUUCUUUUUUAAGCCACCUUCUCUUUCCCUAGCGGUUCUUGCAGGAUCCUUAUGCUGCCACGUUCGGUGGCUUCUCCAAAGUCACCAACUUCUUCCGUGGGGCUCUGCACCAUGAGGAUGGCGUCAUCCAGCAUUCCCAUGGCGACCCAGCUGCUGCCAACGUUGAGGAUGAGACAGGCUUUGAAGUUAUCACCUGUGUGAGUGUUGGAACAGGUAGCUCCACCGUGGGGCGGUGGAGGGGGAGAGGAAUGGCACCCAGUGUAUGUGUGUUUGUGUGUGCUUCUCUGUAGGCCAAGAGAUCUUUGGCCAUCUUUCCUUACUCCCAGCCACCCGCUCACGCCUACUGGCCUAUGAUAGCAUCAGAGGUGACUAUUUGGGAGCGGUUGUGGGAGAAUGUGAGCAAGGAAAUGGGGGUGAAUGCCAGAGAGAUGGAGGGGUGGACAUGAGCCCCUUUGCAAGAAAGCUCUUUUCAUUGAGCGAGGACCAAGCAAUCCAUUCACACAGAGGCCUAAGGAGAUUUACGUCAUGCUCACCCCAAACCCACCACCAUCACACUACAACAUUACAAGGCAGGCUUGGUGGUUGAAGCAGUUAGCCUCGUCUAGAUGGUUUGUGCUGGUUAUGUGAGUGGGGCAAGGCCUCUGUUGACCUCAUUCUUCCUUGGAGCAGAAUCCAGGGCCUUGACCUUCCAUGUUCUGCAUGGAACCCUCGUGUUCUGCAGAAGCUUAUUGGGGAAUCUAAGGCAAGAGGAUCUGUAAGAGUGGGCAAACGUGUAAAAGUAAGCUUUCCACCAUUGCUGAUCUUCCUCCACAGCAUGCACCAAUCUGAAGUGAUUUCUGCUUGUCUUCUAGACCAGUUCUUCCCAAUUAGCUAAGUGCUGUGGACCCCCUGCUUUUCAAAAGCCAAGCCAUGGACCCCCACUUUUGAAAAUUCUGGUCUCUCUGUGGUAGUUUUUGUUGCGCUAUGGUAGUUGUUUUAUUAUGUGCCACGGACCCCCUGGGUAGGUUUUGCAGACUCCCUGGGUUCCGUGGAUCUCACCAUUUAGGAACCACUGGUCUAGACCCAAACGUAGGCAGGCACCCUAGAAAGUUUAUUCCAAUCCUUCCAGCGGUGCAGGGAUUUUUCAGCAGGCAUGCAUCAACAUAAACGAGAGGUCCCCUCCCCCUCACUUGCCACCCCUUUAUUUUCUCCAUACCCCUUGGGAGGUAUCUUUCCUUGACACUUCUUUUUAAGUUCCUUCCUCUUUUCUGCCCCGGCAGCAGGCACGGCUAGGAGAGCGUCCGUCUGUCCAGCGGGAGGCUCCCGUCUCGGAGCAGGAAUGGGAGCAGCACUUGGACCCAGAUGGGCGUGUGAGGGACCCCGUUGCCUUGCGCAGAAGGAUCUUCGCUGGGGUGAGGCCUGUGGGGAGGAGAGAGCGAGAGGCCGUUGUUUGCAGGGGGAAUUGGGGGUCUGUGCAGAAGCGCGAGUGGCUGCCUGUCAGGCCAGGGAUAUAUGCAGCGUGGGGCCGUGUUGGUUUCCUUCCCAAUUUCUUAGUGUCGUUCUUUGACACUUGGCCUAAUUCACCUUCUCUCCCCCCCUCCCCCCGGUGCUCCUCUUCCAGGGUCUCAACAUGUCAUCACGCAAAGAAGCCUGGAAAUGCCUUUUGGGCUAUUACUCAUGGGACAACACCAGUGAAGAGAACAAGGCACAAGUGAGGAGGAAAACGUAAGUCUGGGUCAGGGUUAUGGGGAAGCCAAAGGAGUACUGGAACUGGGGUUUGGAAGGAGGCGAUCAGUCUGUGGGUCAGCAUUUAAGCCUCUGAACUCUCUUAACAACUUCCUUCCCACGUGUGUCCACAGGGAUGAGUACUUCCGCAUGAAACUACAGUGGAAGUCGGUCAGCGAGGAACAGGAACAGCGGAACUCCUUGCUGCGUGGCUACCGCAGCCUGAUUGGUCAGUAUAAGUUCUGGCUCUUGUUCCUCAUUUGUUAGGAGUUCAACACCCCUCUUUGUCACAAGAUAUUUUCUUGCUUCGUUUUUGUUUUCCGUCCUCUUUCCCCUGCCUGACAGCACAGCCUUGUGUGCACACAGCAAGAGGUUGGCGAUCAUAAAAACACUUCGUGGUAACAAGUAGUCCAUAUGCAAGAGACCUGCUGGAUCAGUCCAAAGGGGUACCUAGUUUUUUGUCACCCUAUUUCCAGCAGUGACCGGCCAGAUAGAUGCGUUAAGAGAACCCUUCGCAGGAAGCGAAGGCAACAGUUCUCUCUAGCAACAGGAAUGCAAGAGGGGGAUAUACUGCUUCUGAGGAUGAAUGUUCUCUUUAGCAGUUGUGGCUAUUAGCUGAUAAAUGAGAGCAUUAAAACCCGUGCUCUAUGAAUCUAUCUUCCUUUCAAUGCCAUCUAAGCCAGCAGCCAGCACCACAUCUUGUGGCAGUAAAAUUCAUGGAUGAAUUAUGCAUUGUGUGAAGAGCCAUUUUCUUUUAUCCAUCCUGCAUCGAUUGCCAAUCAAUUUAAGUGACAUUUGCAUUCCAGGAUUGUGGGAGGAGGGGGAGAAUCUCGCUCUUUCUCUCUCUCUCCCCACAGAAUUCAUAACUUUAUAAACUUCCGUUUUGCUCCAAUCAUCUCUUUCUAAACUAAAUGGAUCCAAACACUUUUGUCUCAUCUCUUAGAGGAGGUACUUCAGCUCCUUUAUUUUUUGGCUGCUUGGCUUUUUGCACCUUUUCCUUCUCUAAAAUAGAUCUUUUCAAAGGACGGGACUAGCAAUGGAGGUGGGUCCUUUAGGGCAAAUGGAGCACUGCCCUGCCAAACUCAUUCUGCCCUUAGCUAGGACCCUGGAUGGGAACAAAACUAGACUGGGCAAAGGUCCUAGCACAAUAGUCAGAGCCUCUGUUUUGCAUGCAGAAGGUCCCACGUUCAAUCCCCAGUGUCUCCAGAUGGGGCCGGAAGAGAAUUUGGUCUGAAGCCACGGAGGGCUGCUGCUAGUCACUGUAGGUAGCUGCACCCGUGGACUGACCCUGCAUAAAGCACCUUCCUGUGUUCCCAAAAUCAGUUGGCUCUCAUUGGCUCUGAUUCCACCUGCUAUUGGUCUCCCCGUCUUCUGCCCCAUAAUGUGACCAUUCCAUAGACUUCCAUAAAGGUGUUAGGACAGCCAAGCUGUCUUACUUUCAAAACAUGGCGUUAAGUGUGCACCCCCCCUUUAAGGGGAAGUACCAUGACUUUAGCUUGGAGCUUUCUGCAUAAAAAGCCUUUGCUCUGCCACUGAGCUGGGGGCCCCUGGAGCUUUUCCUGGGGUUGUGCUUCUGCAGCUCCUCUCAGCUGUGUGUUGCUACUUUUUCUUGCUCAUUUGCCUCGUUACUGUCCUGUAUUCGCCAUCGCUUUGAGUGGCCUUUGGCAGAAAGGCAAUAAACGAGUUUUAUGGAUAAUUCGUGGGGGUGUCUGUCUGCCUUUGCAGAAAGAGACGUGAGCCGCACGGAUAGGAACAACAAAUUCUAUGAAGGCAGCGAGAACCCUGGCCUAGUGCUCCUAAAUGACGUGCUGAUGACGUACUGCAUGUACAACUUUGACCUGGGUGAGUCUGGAGGUGGGGAGGGAACGCUAGCAGUGUGCCAUUGUAGAACCAGCUCAGGUUCGGGAGUCUUUGGCUAGCUUGGCCUAUGAGGGCCCCUUAAUUACCGUGGGGGAGGGGAGUUGUAAUCCAAAAUCUCUGGAGGGCACCAGCACAGGGAAGACUGUUGCAGCCUUUUGCUAGUUUGGAGGGGGUAUGUACUAUCUCUGAUCUGGUCAUGCUAAGUGGCAGCAGAAUGCAUUCCAGAAUCUCCCAUGGUGUCCCAAGGGGCUUGUACUGUUUCAGAUGCUGCUACAUUCCCUUCUACCCCUCACUAGUCAAACCCAGAGAUUUUGGACCACAACUCCCAUCAGCCCCAGCUGGCGCUGCCAUUCUAUGCUGAUGGAAGUUGUAGUCCAUAGCAUCUGUAGCUCAACACAUUGGGGGAGGCUAGUCUGCAGUAAGAGUGCCUUUUGUGGAUGAUUCCCUUAAUGGUCUAGGCUACCCCAACAGUUGCCUGUUCUUGAUGAUCUUGGGCCCAAGUACUGCUGUGUGUAUUCUGUGCUAAAAUAAACCCAUCACCUGUUUUCAAGCUUCACACAGCCACGUGGACUAGAAACUUGACUCUAGUAUUCAUUCCCCCCCCCCCCAUGAAAAUGAAAACUGAAAUACUUGGGAUACUGAAUUCCAUGCUGAGAAGUAUGCACAAUGCAGACAGCCCUGCAGACUUCUCCAGCUAGUCUUUUAUGGGUCCUCUUAGCACUCUGAACCCUCACCAGUCCCGUAAUUGUAUCUCUCAUCCCGUCAUUCUGCAACACCCUAGUAGAAAGAGAAAAUAACUUGGUGGGCCUGCAGCUUCAACUGUAAAACCCAGUGGCUUCAUGUCUUUUGCUUCCUUGCACAGGCUACGUCCAAGGCAUGAGCGACCUCCUGUCCCCCAUUCUCUACGUCACCCAGAACGAAGUGGAUGCCUUCUGGUGUUUCUGUGGUUUUAUGGAGCUGGUGGUGAGUACAUGGCCUGGGAGAGCUCAGAAAGGGCCUUGCAGCUGUUCCAAAUGUCACCUUCUUUCCAUAAACUUGUCCGUGUACUCUCACUUUCUGCCCACAGCACCGCAAUUUUGAAGAAAGCCAGGAGUCCAUGAAGCGACAGCUGUCUCAGCUCAAUUUGCUCCUCAGGGUGCUGGACCCCCCACUCUGCGACUUCCUAGGUACUUGUGCGCCUAGUUCUGGGACUGCUGAAAGCUGGGUGGUUUUAACAUAUGUUGUCUGGAAAGGACAGGUCUCCUGUUUGCGGGUGCUUGUUUUUAAUAAUGAAAUAUAGUAGGUGAAUUUGGAGCCCCCAAUUAUUCAGGUCCACAAACUGAGCUCUUGGCUACAAAAUCACCACUUUCUUUGCUUUUUACUUUUCUUCACUUCCCCAGCUUUGUAUAACAUCUUACCUGAUGAAGAGUUCUGGAUAACUCAAAAGCUUGCCACAGUUGUGUGUCAUUUUGACUGGUUUCAAUAAAAGGGUGUAGGUAGGGGUUCAAUUAAUUAUUUGGGGGCUCUUUCAUUUAGUCUCUGGCUAAUUCCUUUGAAAGCUUAAAGGAAGCAAAGACUGAAGCAAGUGAGGCAUUUCUUAAUCUUUGGAAUUCUUGAUUGUAUAAAACAAUCUGUUACUGACUCCUCCUGCCCUUCUUGGCUACUUCUCUCAGACUCUAAGGAAUCUGGCACCUUCUGCUUCUGCUUCCGAUGGAUCUUGAUCUGGUUCAAGAGGGAAUUUGCCUUCUCUGAAAUUCUUCAGCUAUGGGAGGUGAGACUGAAUUAAGAGAAAUGGGUUUGUUUUUGUUUGUUUUGUGUGGGGAGAGGAUCUCUGCCUGGGGAAAACAUAAGUUACAUUGUUAUAAUGGGAUUUCAGCAUUGGAAAGGCAAGAAAAAUGGGAACAGGAGAGAGUAUAAUCAGACUUCUGGUUUGCAAUAUUGGGGUUUGAAAGUAGAGAAGGCAGCGGGGGGGGGGAUGUUUUCUGAAGAACGCAGCCUCAGCCAGUUUGGCUAAUGGUAAGGCAUGAUUGCUGUUGUCCAGUGGUUUCCAACCAGUGUGCCGUGGCACCUUGGGGUGCUGUGAAUGACAGUCAGGGGUGCCGCAGGCAACACUGGCCUCUGUCCCUUUUUCCUUCCCUCCCUCCUCUGAUACCCUCUUGUGUCUCUGCCUCCCAAAGGCUUGCACAGCUGUUCGUUGCAGUAGCCCUGGCUACAAGCUCCCCAGGCAAAUGGUGCAUCUGGGGCUGGCCAGGGGGCGCUUCCCAGGUCCCUGUGGGGCAGUGUGAGGAGGUACCUCUCUUUGGGGCGGGGGCAGCUCAGAGACCAGGGGCAGCAGCUGCGGCUGCCCAGAGGACUCCUAAGGAGAGGAGGCUGAGGCAGCACUCCACAUGGGAGGGUGUUUGAAAAAAGGUGAAAGGCUGUGAGCUCUGCAGGCAGGGGGUGACAUAACGGCUCCUGAGCCCCACAGGGGUGCCGCAGAAAGAAUGUAAUUGGUCAAGUGAGUCAUGGGCUCACAAAGGUUGAAAACCUCUGCUGUAGUCUGUCAACAUCUGGAGGGCCACAGGUUCCCCCUUCCCAGUCAUAUACAGUUCCCAGGUGGUCUUCAUCUAAGUUCUGGCCAGGCCUGGAUGUAUUAAGCUUCAGCAAAGUAACUGCAUUCUAAGCCUUCCAGCCAAAUGUUUCCACAAGCCACUUGAGGGCUGCAUCCUCAUAGUGCUCCACAGGGAUGCCAGCAUCCUUCUUACUUCUCUUGACCACAAUCCCCUAGCCGUCGGGCUAUAUAUACCAGGAAGGGCCGUAGCUCAGUGGUAGAACAUCUGCUCUGCAUACAGGAGGUCCCGGCUUAAAUCUGCAGGUCAGACUAGGAGAGAAUCCUGCCUGAAAGAGCUUCUGCCAGUCAGUGUAGACAGUACUGAGGUAGAUGGACAAAUGGUCUGUCUCAGUGUAAGGCAGCUUCUUGUGAUCCUGUCUAUAAGAGGCAACCCUUAGUUAUCGCUGGGUGGGUUUAGUUCUGUGGGCAUGUUGGCUUUCCAUGAGCCCCUUGGUCUCCUCAGUCUAUGGUUAGCUGAACAGAACUGCCUGGCACAUCCUGUAUCUUCACUUUGAGCAUGGGGGUGAAGUGCUCGUGGCACGCAAGCUGAGAGGUACUCCUUGGCACACCCAAAAUGUCACGUAGGAUCUCUAGGAGGACCACCUGGACUGUGCGCUGCAGCCAUUUGCCAGGGGUGAGCGCUAUAGGUGCAGUUUCAGGCCAACAGGAUAUUGAGAACUUGGAAGGAAUAUUUGGGAGUGCCUGUGAGUUGCUUGUGUGUGCCUGGACAGUACAGAUGGUAGAGCCCAGCUGUCUCAUCUAUGGGUUCCUUGGGAAGACCUUUGCCCUCUUCCUUCCCCUCAAACCCCAAAGAUCAUCUGGUAAACUGGAUCAGAUGGUUAUCCAUCCAGUAACUAGUUUUACCACUGGAACUAGUAAAUACAGCCUAAAACAAAUCAGAUGUCUUUAGCUGCAGAGCCUUGCUACAGCCAUGAGGAAUAGUUGCUUUGGUUUAGAGGUCCGGGUUAUUUAUAGCUCCUCCAGCUUUCAGUUUCUAACCACCUAGUUCUAAAAAAGGUUCCAUGCCUCCCCUUUUGUCUCCCAGAUCAGAACAAGCCUAGUUAUUUGAACCAUGUACUUAAGCUUUUUAAAAAAGUCACUAAGUAUGCAAGGUUGUGUUCAGGAAACAAAAAAAUUAAAGCAAAAUGUUGUUUCUCACUUAAUUCCUGCCCUAGAUGAAGCAGGCAGGUGCUGCAACUUAUUUGGUUGCAGGCGAGCCGUAUCAGGGAGCAGACGUAGAAAUCUCAUUGUCCCUCUUUUUCUUUGACGGAGGAGUGCUGCGUGAGCAUCUUGCUAAAGCUGGUUUACUCUAACCUGAGCUGUGUUCUUGUCUGGGGCUUAGUUCGAGGACACAGCAUGACCUGGGAAGCCCAGGCUUCUAGCCAGCCAAUACAUAUCAGGGAUGACUUCCAGCUUCUGGGACGUCGCCCACCAGCAGCUACAAGCAGCAUGUCCCAUUAGAAAUAGAUUCACUCUGGCUAAUGCAGAGCCAGACAUUAGCAGAGGAUUACACCCGGGAGUAUGGUACAGAACACUCCUGAUAAUGGGUUAUGGCGUGCUUCCUCAAUCCAUGUGCCGUGUGUCUGUCCCUCUGAUCCCAGGUGCUGUGGACGGGACUGCCUUGCCCCAAUUUCCACCUGCUGGUGGCUUGUGGCAUUCUGGAUGCAGAGAGGCAGGCACUCAUGAACUCUGGCUUUGGCUUCAAUGAGAUCCUGAAGGUGAGCACUGUGGAGCUUGGGGGCCUAACUCUUGCCAUGUGUGGGUUUGUGUGGGCUGAGGACAGAGAUGGGGAAGCUGUGGCCCUCCAGUAGCUGCUGGACUCCCACUCCCAUCAGCACCAGCCAGCUUGACCAACGGUCAGGGACAGUGGGAGUGGUUCAGCAACAUCUGGAUGACUGCAGAUUCCCCAUGCCUGCUCUAGUACAUUAAGCCAUGCAAUAUUCGUAGGUGGUUGUUUUUUCUUUAAAGAAGCAAAAGGUGAUUUAUGCGCUACACCUGCUUCUGAAAAGUAUGGUCAGGGUUGCUCUGAAGGCUCAAAAGCCAAAACAACCAAGGGCCCCAUUCAUUCUCCCGCACUUCCUGCCCUCCUCGUGGCUCUUCGUUUUCUUGGGCCCGGCUCCAUUCUGCCAGCUCCAAUCUGCCUUUGCACCACACUGCAAAGUUCCUGCUGAACGCUUAGAUAGCAGGCGAGCCAUAAUACGACCCAUCUGUUUGGUUAAGGAGCAAUGCUCAUCUUUCCCCCCACAGAUCUCAGUCUUCCCCAGGAGCACCUUGAGCCUGGCCCUUUGCCUUUCUGUAUACCUGGCUUUCCUCUGUAAGGCUUUCCCAGUCCACUUUGCAUAGCACAUUCCUGACUAAUGCCACUUGUAUUUUUCCAGUUGUAGCAUUAUAACUGGAACCUAUUUUCCAGAAAUAUAUAAUCAACCCUUUGCCACAACCUGCCCUUCUCUCUCUCUCUCUCUCUCUCUCUCUCUCUCUCUCUCAAAAAAAGUGCAUUUCUUUGUGUGUUUCCCCCCUCCUCUUUGUUGUUCCUAGUUAGCCUUCUGAGUUUCUUGAUUUCUGUGUCUGCAUUUUCACAGCACAUCAAUGAGCUUACCAUGAAGAUGAGUGUGGAAGACAUCUUAUGCCGGGCUGAGGCGAUCUACAGGCAGCUGGCAGCUACUCCAGUGAGUCUUGCGCUCCCCCCGCCCCCCAGUCCAGCAUGAAUGAAGACCUCUGUACCUUGGUAUCCUCUGAGGAGGCGUGGAGCCUCUAAGCAUUCCUUAAUGCUGCACACCCUGGGCAAGCCAACAGUCCUCUGUCCUUACCCUUGGCCACCUCAUAGCAAAACGGAUACAUAAAAUAAUCAUGAUCUAGCUAGCAAGCUUCUGCGAGUGAACAAGGUAGCAAGCAUCUCGCUUGCUCAGGGAGACACAUUAAGCAAAAUGGAAAUGCAGAUGGUUCCCCUUGUGGCUUCAAAAUAUAGCGCUACUGAGAGCAGAUUUAAACACAAGGGUUGCCAAAUGGGAGGCCCCAAAACUCAGCACAGUAGGCCCUCCAUGCCAUGCAUGUCAUCUUUCCUUACAAACAAAAAUGCUUGCUGCCUGGAGUGUUGCUGACUAGGGAGCCAGCCAGCUAUACCCUUUCCCAGGGUACUCCAUUGCCACACACCCUGGUAUCCCUCCCCUACCCCUCCAGUAGUAAGUCAGUAUUCUGUGUCCGAUGAGCAUUCUCAGUCCUUAUGAUGUUGUUUUUUGAGGGUUUUCCCUGUUUUGGGAGGAGACCCAAAGAAUGUUGUUUGCCACUGGAACAUAGACUCUGGGUAUUGGACCCCUGUUAACUUUCCCCACUGUUAUCUGCAUGCUGGAAGUUUAAGCUGGGGUGCUGAAGACACUGCUCAGGAAACACACGCAGUUUGGCAUUUCAUACCAUACGUAAUCUACAGAAUUCACUGCCCCUAGGAUGAGGUGAUGAUACCCUACACACUGGCUGGUGUAGAGUGGUUCUAUCAACCAUGGCCAGGAGCCAUGAUGACUAAGGGAAGCCUCCACAUUCAGAGGGAGCGUGAAAACCAGUUGCUGGGGGACCCUGCAGGGGAGAGGGCUGCUGCCUCCAGGCCCUGCUUGAGGGUUGCCAGAAACAUCUGGUUGGCCAUUGGGCAAUAAAGAACCCUGGAUUAGAUUGACAUUUGGUCUUGAUCCCGCAGGAAUCUUCUUAUGUGCCACACUUCAAGGGUUUGGUUUUUGUUGUUGCUUUUUUGUACAUCUUAUUAAAGGAAGCUAAAAUAAUGAAUUCGGCUCUAAGGGCACAUUUGCUGGUGGUUCUCCAAGGUCUCAGACAGAGGUCUUUUCUCUUGCUACGUAUUUGAUCCUUUCAGCUGGAGAUGGCAGUCAUUGAACUUGGGGGUUUUCGGUCUGCAUGUGGUCCCAGCCUUCAUAUGCCACUGAAGCUGUGUGAAACCGAGCCACACCACUGUGGCAGUGUGCUUUUGAAUCGGGUGUGAGCCAGAGGGGAUAACUUUUCCUAACAAAUCAAAUCUCUGUUUUCCCUUUCUCCCAGGAUUUACCCCGUAAUGUCCAGGAAUUGCUGGGGCUCUCUGAGGGCAAAUCUCCAACUCCCAGCACUGACACAGCCAGCUCCCCGCAGCCGCUGUCACCCAGCCAGGCCCAGGAGAUGGAGCUGACGGACAGUGUUUCCCCAAGCCAGCCAGACAGCAGCAUCGAAAUCCUGCCUACUGAGGAGGCCUCCACCUCGCAGUCUCUCUCUCCUUGAAAACCUGUUGUUGUUGCUGCUGCUGCUGUUGCUGCCACCACCACCAUCUUCUUAACACAAGCACUUUAACCAGAUAAGGGUGAGGGCUGGGAAGGGUGGCAGAGUAGAGGCUUUGGGAUGUGUGUUUUUUUUUCCUCCCUGGGGUUUAAUUAGUCAAACAAACAUCACCUCUAAAGGCAACUAGGGCUUGGGAACGGCUGUGUUCUUCCAGAGUUCCCCAGUGCUCAGUGUGCCUUUCCCACAAUGCACUGGGGCACGGCCAUCUCUUAGAAUGCGGAAGGGCUCGCUUUUGAGGUCAACUUCCUUCCCGGGAUGUGCAGAGACAGAAAGGAGCAAGUUGAAGGCCUCCAUGCCUUUCUCUUCCACUUUGGGUUCUGAAGUGUUGCAGCUGAGUCUCCUAAAUUCUCCCUUCCGUUCCCGCUGCCUUUUUUCGUGACGUACCUGUUUUGCUUCUAUGUCAUGCGCACCUCCCUCUGUGGCAUUUGGGGCUUGUCUACUAAGCAUCAAUCUGAUGGCGACAUCUUUAUUAUUAUUUUUGUUACUGUUUCCGGUUGCUAAUGAAACCUGUGCCUCAGCCCACAAAAGCUAGGAAACACAAGUUCUUUGGCAAAGAGAAAAGAGGGGCAGCAGAUCAGAGCAACUGGAAAUGAGGAAUCCUUAGCAAGAGGCUAGUUGGUGGGGGGAGGCUUGGUUCUCGCUGAGAAGAACAUGGAGUCGGUGGUUACGGCAGCGGAGGCUGCAAGGCAGAGCUCUUAGUUCCUUGGUCCUUUGCCAGGGAGUUCCUGUUGACGUAGCUCCUUGUGCUUCCCUCCCUUGGCUGGAAGAUUGUCUCCCUCCCUACUUGCCGCAUUCCUUUUUUUAGUGGGUUGCCUAUGAACUGACAAUAGUUGGAGAUACGAGGGGAAAGGAUCUCUGAUUUUGUUCUUCUGUGCCUCUCCAGCCUAGUGGGUUCGAUGCUUUGUCUGCAUAUGCCCCACUUCUGAUUAUUGAACUGCAUCCUUCUCGGCCCUUACCUUGGCUCCUUCAUUUCCUUUAUAACAUAACAUUAAAAAUGUAGUGUCACUCAUUGGUGUUUCUGUAUCUUGGAUGAAAAACUGCUCCGAGCUGCUCAUGUUGGAUAGGCUGAGCUGAGAGGUGUGAGGGAAUGAAGGGGCGGGAGUGUUUGACAUCCGUUUCCCCUUUCUUCCUAAAAUGCUAUGCUGCACUGACCUCUUGUCUCCCACAGUGCAUAUGCCUGCGUUGCUUAUUUAAAACUAGUUUGAUCCCUUGGUUCUCCCAAAGAUCCCUCAAUCAUCAAAGUGCCGCUCCUUCCAGAAUUGGAAUUCCCAGGCUACCCAAAACAGAAGCCCACAAUAGCUUUGCCUACUUGCAGCUAGGGUACACCUGUGUCUUAGUGCAUGUAGAAAACCACGGAGUCUGUGUGAGACCACGACAUGUCAUUUUGCCUUAGGAAGUGUUUCGCAAACUUGGGUCUCCAGCUGUUGCUGGACUACAACUCCCAUCGUCCUUAGCCACCAGGGCCAGUGGGUAAGGGAUGAUGGGAAUUGUAAUCCAACAACAACUGGAGACCCAAGUUUGGGUAAAGUAUGCCGUAAAGUAUGGUAGAUGAGGUGGUUUUUCACUCAUUUCUGCCCCCUAGUGUGGGUGCCUCCACACCUCUAAACAAAGCAAGAGCCAGCCUAACCUCCCAAGUGGUAAGUGAGAUCAUAUUACCCUGCCGCUGUGUUUUCAGUGUAGAUUCAAUGGUCUCGGCUGUUGGUUGUCACUUGGAACAUAGGAAACCCUUCCAAUAUACUGCCUGGCAGUGGCCCUCCAGGCUUCAGGAAGGCGCUUCUCUGUCCUGACUGGAGAUGCCAGGAACUGAACUCGAGUCCUUCUGCAUACAAAGCACAUGCUCUGCUACUGAGCUAUGACCCCUCCCCAGCUUCCACGGAACUCAUGGAUUUUAACCCCUGCAGUACCAAAUGUUUUUGUCUUAAAAGGUAAAGGGACCCCUGACCAUUAGGUCCAGUCGUGGAUGACUCUGGGGCCUUACUGCUUAAUAAAGCCUAUCUGUUGUUAUUGGACUCUUAUGGGGGAGAAUGGAAGACCUAGCUAAGAGUCCUGGGUUCAGGGAAGGGGGGAAAAGGCAAUCUAGAAGGAAUGUGGGGUUUCUGAUAAGAAAGGACUUGGAAACUAGAGCUGUUGCCUUUGGCCUGUAUGGUUGCACUGGGAGGUCAAAAUAGGUCAAAUACUCCAGAGAAGGGAUUUAAAUUAUGUAGUGUAUAAUGAGAUAAAACUUGAGCCCUAAAGCUUCUAAUUCCUAGCCUUCUGUGUCUGAGGCCUCGGGCCAGAGCCUUGUUAGAAUAAAAUUAUAAACUCAAGCCAAAAAGCAGGGGGCCCUGGUCAGCUUAGUUGUCCGAGGCCCAGAGCAAGUGUAUCUGGCUGCCCGCCCCCCUACUCUGCAUGGGCCUGAUUUCUAGUGCCACUAAGAUGCUUGAAAAGAAAAGCAGGCAAGGAACCACCCAAGCUUUGCAAGCAUGGUAGGUUUCCAUCAAAAAGGCCAUGUGGGUUUGUUUGUUUGAAAAAGAGUGUACAGUGGUAAUUCGUUCUGGAGGUCCGUUCUUAACCUGAAACUGUUCUUAACCUGAAGCACCACUUUAGCUAAUGGGGCCUCCUGCUGCUGCUACACCCGCCGGAGCACGAUUUCUGUUCUCAUCCUGAAGCAAAGUUCUUAACUUGAAGCAUUAUUUCAGGGUUAGUGGAGUCUGUAACCUGAAGCAUAUGUAACCCGAGGUACCACUGUACUGUAUAUGUUUUGCUGCUCAUCAUUCCAGAAGAUUGGCGCCAAAAGAGCCCUUGGAUAUUGGGAUAUUCUCUGGAUGGGAUGUGGGUGUACAAGAGCUAGACGGAAAGGCCACGGGAGGCUUGGAAAGGAGGCUGUGGGACCCAGGAGAGGGAGGACAGUUGUUGGGAGAGGUGGCCUCUCCAUAGCUAUUUUGGUUGGCAACUGGGAGGAGGGGCAGGGGAGAGCAGAUGGUACAUUCUCAGGAGACUGAUUUGGCCCCAGGGCCAUCCAGUUGCUAACCCUUGCGUGUUCAAGCUGCUGUCCGAGAGUGGCCUAGUUGCAUGUGUCCGUGUUGCAGAAAGAGGGCAAGCUUCAGCCUCUGC